Molecule: messenger RNA, 3067 nt
Organism: Rubroshorea leprosula
Lineage: Eukaryota; Viridiplantae; Streptophyta; Magnoliopsida; Malvales; Dipterocarpaceae
Source: the annotation of a GenBank genome assembly
UUAUGUAUAGUUUUAUCAUUCUUUCUUCAUUUCUCCGUUCCUCCCUAUGCACUGCCCUGCGAUGGCGGAAACCAAAGAGAGAAAAAUCCCAGUUUUUACGGUGCUAAAGAACGGCGCAAUUCUUAAGAACAUCUUCAUCGUCAACAAACCACCGGCUGACCCAUCACAGACGUCCUCUUCCGAACCCAAUGCCUUAUCCACCGCUGAAAAUCCUGAAGAAGAAAAGCAAGAACUGGAAGAUAUCUUGUUCGUUGGGAGACACCCCGACUGCAACAUCAUGUUGACUCAUCCCAGCAUCAGUAGAUUCCACCUUCAGAUCAACUCGAGACCCUCUUCACAGAAGCUCUCGGUGGUCGAUUUAUCAUCUGUGCACGGGACCUGGGUUUCAGAGAAGAAGAUUGAGUCAGGUGUUCCUGUGGAAAUGAAGGAGGGUGAUACUAUAAGAGUUGGUGGCUCAACUAGGGUUUAUAGACUGCAGUGGAUUCCCUUAAGCCGCGCCUAUGAGACUGAAAACCUCUUCAUUUCAGCGAAAGACUUGAAUACAACAGAAGAGAAAGAGGAGGAGAAUUCUCUUCAGGAGAAGAAUGCAAUGUCAAUUGAAGAUGAAUGUGUAAAGGAUAGAGAUCCAUUGUUGGUGGAAGAAAUCACGGAAGCUUGCAAGAGUUCUCUGUCAGAUAAAAAUGAAGAAAUCCAAUUGUUGGAUGUGAUUACGGAGGGCGUGGCAUCCUUAUUUUCUGAUGAGAAUUCAGGAUUGGUAGUGAAGAGAGAGAUUCCAUCAGCACCUCCCGUGCCUGAAAACCUGAACUUCCCAAUCUGUGAUGAAGAAGAUGCGGGCCUGUCAACAACAUCAGAUACCACAAAUGACCAAUUGGACACAUUAAACCAGAGCUUCCAACAUGAUUCUGUUGUGGAAUUGAUUUCUGGAGGAGAGAAUACCUGGCGAUCCUUAGGAAGUUCAGAACAAAAGACCAACCUUCUCGUGAAUUUUGAUACUUCAUCAUCUGUUUUGGAAGAAAAAGUACAUUCAGCUGCUGAAAUACUUGAGGGAACUGAAAAUCAAAAGCUAGAGAAAAAGGAUCAUCAAGAGAUGGAUAUUCCAGGGCCUUCCCCUGAGCCUCUCAUGACAGAAUCAGUGAACUCAUUUCUGCCAGAAGUAGUUACAGAUACCAACUUCGAACAAGUAAAUAAGGAGAACCAGGCUUCGAAGGUUCUUCUCACUCUGCAACCUCCACUUGAAAGAGGAAAGACAGCAAAUGCUGAAGCAGAUCAAGUGGUAACUUUGCUGGUGGAUACUGAUCAACACGGUGACAAUUCUGUGACAGAAAUAAUUGAGAAUACUGAAAGAGAGUGCAUGUCAGAAAAAGAAUGUGAGUGUGAAAGUGAGAGUUUCUAUUCUGUUCCUCUGCCAACAGAAUCUGUGAAUUCAUCAUUGCCUGGUGAAGUUUGCUGUGAGUAUGCAGAUAAUAAGAAGAGCCAGACUCCAGAAUCUCUGCUUGCUCCAGUACUGCUGUCUGAACAUGAGAAGUUGGACAGCAGCUCACCCAGAUCAGAGAGAAGAUCUAACUUGAACAAUCUAUGGUCUAGAAGAGGUAAACCCACUUCUGCUCUUCAGAUUCGAACGUGUGGGAGUACAGUUAAGGCUGUAGCAGCUGUUAAUGAUGCUGGAAAAAAAUUGAUUCCACGAUCUCUUCUCCUUGGUUCAGAAGAUGUGGAAGAAGAAAUCUUUACCCCGGACAAGGAGAAUUUCACCCCAAAUACUCUCUUAUGGAAAUCCUUGAAAAGAAAUGGUAAGCUAGAAGAAAAUAAAGAUUAUUCAAAUACUUGUGCAUCAUCUCCAAAUAUUACUUCUAGUCCCGUUGUCAAGCCAGAUGAAGACUUGAUUGCCUCUUCUGACAAAGAGAACCAGACACCAAAAGUUCUUAAAGAGCAAAAAUUGACCAGAAGUUCAUCUAAAAAUCUUGUGAAUUUGGAAAAAGAUAGAGUGGUAACAAAGAGAAAAAUUGACAGAGCUCCAUUACUAUCUCUGCUUGUGAACUCAGCUGGCAAGAACAUAUCAGAAGCUUCAGUCCCCAUUACCACUAUAGGAAGCAACAUAUCUGUUGGUUCUAAAACAAUAGAGAAGAGGAUUACUCGUAGUGCCUCAAAUAACUCUGUUGGAAGGAGAAGAGACACUUGGACCAUGGUAGUGGACGUCACUUCUCUAAUGGACAAGGAGUCAAGGAAGGCAUUGCAGCUUCUACAAGGUCUCAAGGGAACUCGUUUGAUCAUUCCAAGAAUGGUCAUAAGGGAGCUAGAUUCCUUAAAUCGACGUGGUAGUCUCUUUAGAAGGAAAACAGAGGCUGCUUCAGUGUUGGAAUGGAUUGAAGAUUGUAUGGUGAAAACAAAAUGGUGGAUUCAUGUCCAGAGCUCAGCGGAGGAAGGACAGCAAAUUUUACCAACUCCACCAGCUUCUCCUCAGUUUCAAUUCAAUGAAAGUAGUGACUGUAUUCUCUCUGAAACAACAUCAGCCAUUACAAGUUUAGCAGAAAUUGCUUCACCUACGGCAGAGGACCAUGUUCUUGACUCUGCACUCCGGUUUAGAACAAUGGAGAUUGAUGGACAACUCAUCCUGCUUUCUAACGAGGUGACCAUGAAGAUCAAAGCCAUGGCAGAGGGCUUGCUCUGUGAGACAGCACAGGAAUUCCGGGAGAGUCUGGUGAACCCCUUUUCUGAUAGGUUCUUGUGGGCGGACAGUUCUCCAAGAGGACAGACUUGGUCCUAUUUGGAUGAUGUAGUUCUGAGGGAGAGGUAUUGUGGCGGCCCCUUGAAGAAGUCAUCAAAGGGAGAAAGCGCAAAGGGCUUGAAACUCAUACUCCUACAUAAUUCAAAUUAUGGACAGAGCAGCUCCAUCCGCUGAAGAAAUUUAGUCUGUAUGACAUUAGCUGGUGCAUUCUAGUCUAUAGAUGAAAUGAUCUGAAAUUCAGUUUUCCUCGGGUCUACUUUUGGCCUUUGGUGAUGGUUAGAAACAUGGACAACCCUUCUAGAACUAGAUGUAAAAUCAUUUCAAUAAUAAAUAUUUUUGGAAAAU